UCAAAAUUUCUUUUUCAAAAUCGAAAAUUAUGUUUGAAACUAUUUUUUAAAAUUUUUAAUAUUUUUAAUAUUUUUAAGUAUUUAUUUAUAUAUUUAUUAAAAUCCUAAAUUUCACAUUCCAAAAAGUAUAUUUCAGCCCUCAACUCUAAACCUUAAGUUUAGAUUAGUUAACCCUAGAAAUAUAACUGUCUUUUACCUUUCAUUUAAAAUAAAUGUAAAAUUGAUUAGUAUAAACAUAAAAAGUGGCACUAUGAAUGUGGUAUUUGUGGCAAUUUUCCUUUUAUCUAUAACAUAAUCACAAUCAAUCAUAUUAAAAUGAAAUUAUUAUGUUGAUCUAAAUAUUUUAACAAUAUCUUAAUUUUCAAAAAGUUUAAGUAUAUAUAUAUUCACUAAUUUCUUAAUUAGUAAUGAGAUAUUAUUAUGCAAUGAUGUUAAAAUUAUUAUAUUGAACUAAAUAUCAUAAAAGUGUAUUAAAUUGAUAAAUUUAUAAAUUUUAGCUUCAUUUAUGUUAAAAAUUCUAAUAUGAUGACAUGACGGCCUAACAUUAGCAGAAUAUAUAAUACACAUAUAAAAAUUAACAUAUCUUAAGCUUUUGUAAUAAAACAAAAUAUUAUGUAAAAUGAAUUAAUGUAAAAAAUAUUGCUAAAAGAAAAUCCAUUUUUGAAGGGCAAGUAAAAAUUUAAUAUAAAUUCAAUACAAAAUAAUUUUCAAAUAUAGUUUUUCAUGCACAUAUUUUUUUAAUAACUUAAUGCAAAUACUAUAAGAUAAAUAUAUAAUAAAAAACAAUAAAUACAUGUACUAGUUUUAAACAAUUAGUUAUUUAUAACAUGUAAAAUAUAAUUUAUUGUAUUUUAAAUGGUUAUAUAAAUAUUUAAAUAUAUGAUUAAAAUUAAAAAUGUAUACUAGUAAUAAUCUAAAAUAAAUAUAUAUGCAUAUAAAACUGAAAAUAACACCGACGCGGUUGCGCAGGUCAAGAUGUAGUAGAUUAUUAAAAUAACAAUAAGCUAUGUGCAGACCAUAACAUACUGCAAAGAACAAGAAAUAAAAGUUAAGAAAGUGAUGGAAAUUUAUUUUAAAAAAGUGGAGGAAUAAAGUAAUUUAAACUAAAUAAAAAUGUGGAUAUACCCUUAAGAUGCCUCAGACUAAGCUUCUCCGAUCUCAUCUAUAAAUUUCCAAAGUCUGUGAAACCACAAUCACAUUCACAACCACUUCUCCCUACCUCAUCCUUCUCUUUUGCCAACGUUAACAUAACUUCACGGUAAGAUUACUCACAGCUUAUUGUAUCUUCAUAGAACUUUCGCAGACACACACACAUAUAUAUAUGUAAGAGAAAGAAACAAAAAAUAUAUAUAUAUAAGAGAAAUUUAUAUAUAAUUAAAAAAAUUGUUUGCACUCGCUUAAAACUAUUUGAUUGUGUAUAUUAUAAUUACCUCAGAUUUAAAAAAAAUUCAUCUUAAGUUUUGAUUAUAUUAUCAUUUAUGAAAAAUACAGUACAUACAAUAACAAACAAAAAAUACACAGUAUUAACUUUUGUAACUGCACGUAAACAGGAGAGACAAGAGAGGCUAAUAAGAUGGCUGAACAACAACUAGGAGUGCUGAAGGCACUCGAUGUUGCGAAAACGCAACUUUACCAUUUCACGGCGAUCGUCAUCGCCGGUAUGGGUUUCUUUACAGAUGCUUAUGAUCUGUUUUGCGUCUCCUUGGUGACCAAGCUUCUUGGCCGCCUCUACUACUUCAAUCCGUUGUCAGAAAAGCCUGGUUCACUUCCCCCUCAUGUUGCGGCGGCGGUCAACGGUGUGGCCCUUUGUGGAACCCUUGCUGGUCAGCUUUUCUUUGGAUGGCUGGGUGACAAGCUCGGAAGGAAAAAAGUGUAUGGUAUCACUUUAAUCAUGAUGAUUUUGUGCUCCGUAGCUUCGGGUCUCUCCUUCGGAAACAAAGCCAAGGGUGUCAUGACCACCCUUUGCUUCUUCAGGUUUUGGCUGGGAUUCGGUAUUGGAGGUGAUUACCCUCUUUCUGCGACCAUUAUGUCUGAAUACGCUAACAAGAAGACUCGUGGUGCUUUCAUCGCUGCCGUGUUUGCUAUGCAAGGUGUUGGUAUCUUAGCCGGAGGUUUCGUGGCACUUGCUGUCUCUUCCAUUUUCGACAAAAAGUUUCCAGCUCCGACCUAUGCAGUCAACAGGGCUCUCUCAACGCCUCCACAAGCUGACUAUAUUUGGAGAAUCAUCGUCAUGUUUGGCGCUCUACCUGCAGCUUUGACUUACUACUGGCGUAUGAAGAUGCCCGAAACUGCUCGUUACACCGCUUUGGUUGCAAAGAACAUCAAACAGGCCACACAAGACAUGUCCAAGGUCUUACAAGUGGAGCUUGAGAUGGAGGAAAGAGCAGAGGAUAUCGUUAAAGACCCUAGACUUAACUAUGGCUUGUUCUCCAAAGAAUUUGCCAAACGUCAUGGUCUUCCCCUCCUUGGAUGUACCUCCACAUGGUUCUUGCUUGACAUUGCAUUUUACAGCCAAAACUUGUUUCAAAAAGAUAUCUUUUCAGCUAUUGGAUGGAUCCCAAAGGCAGCAACCAUGAACGGAAUCCACGAGGUUUUCAUGAUUGCUAGGGCACAAACACUCAUUGCACUUUGCAGUACCGUCCCCGGCUAUUGGUUCACGGUUGCAUUUAUUGAUAUUAUGGGAAGGUUUGCGAUUCAGCUAAUGGGUUUCUUCAUGAUGACCGUCUUUAUGUUUGCGAUUGCCUUCCCUUACGACCACUGGAUCAAACCGGACAAUCGUAUUGGUUUCGUGGUUAUGUACUCUCUUACCUUUUUCUUUGCUAACUUUGGUCCAAACGCAACCACCUUCAUCGUACCGGCUGAAAUCUUCCCAGCCAGGCUAAGGUCCACAUGCCACGGAAUAUCAGCCGCAACAGGCAAGGCCGGAGCCAUCGUGGGAGCUUUUGGUUUCCUAUACGCAGCUCAACCACAAGACAAGACCAAGACAGAUGCAGGAUAUCCACCGGGCAUCGGAGUCAAGAACUCUCUGAUCAUGCUUGGUGUCAUUAACUUUGUCGGUAUGCUCUUCACCUUCCUUGUCCCUGAACCCAAAGGAAAGUCCCUUGAAGAGCUCUCCGGUGAGACUGAGGUUGAGAAGUGACCACGCCGUAAUAUUUUCAAUUGUAUGUGUUAUUUGUUUGUGUCAUUCUUCUUAUAUUUGUUUACUUUUUGUGAUGUGUGACGUGAUAAUCGUAAUGGCACCCAUGCUUUUGUAUAAUUCGAUCAAUUCUCAAAGAAAUGAUAAGAAGUAAACAUUUGUAUAAAUUGAUUCUCUUUAGUUUGUUACUUAUAAAUCUGUUACUAGUUUCUUUAAUACCGCGUAGAUUAUAUUAUAAGAAAAGUGAAUAUUUACAACUUAUAAAUUAACCAAUUUUUUUUUAAACAAACAGUUGAGCCAAACUGCAGUUUUUAACUAAAUACUCUACCUUACCCCUGUUCUUUUCUCCGACGCUGCGAUUAGCGGCGGCGUCAAAAAAAAUGCACUACAAUGUUCAGUGCUUUUGACGCCAUGGUUACAGAUGUAAGACGCAGCGGUGCCUUUUUGCCCGUAAUCUCAAGAGACCGUUGACGCUACAAUUUUCAGCGUCUGAUUUAUUUUUUAUUGUUGGCCGCAGCUGCUGAAAAGAAGUUGUUUUUCUACCGUCAGUCGUGAAUUUGCCAUGGGAAUAGAUGUGGUUAACGCUGAUCGCAGCGUCAGACAAAAGAACUGGGGUAACUUAUUAUUCACAAAAGAAAAUUGUAUACUCAUAAAUAAACCUAAUUUAGUGAUGUGUUAUUUUCAAUUGUUAAUCAAUUUUCAAUUGUUUUAUAAUAUAUAUGUAUGAAUAUAUAUAAUAUUACUUUUAAAUAAAAUUAUGUUGCUAUCUCAUUUUAAUAUGUGAUUUAACCAUUUAAAUUGGCUCAAUUUUUUAUUUUUGGUAUAUUAUAUUUUAUAUAAUUUUCAGCUAAAGCAUAAUUUAUCCUGGUUUUGAAUAUAUUAAAAUUAGAUUAUAGGGUUAAUUUAAUUAGAGCUGCACUAAUCAAUAUAAUCAAGGAUAUUCUAAAUAAUCAUAAUCAUAUUGAAAUAUAAAUAACUUAAUCAUAAUAUUUAAUUAAUGUUUUGCUUUCACGAAUUAUAAAAUUUAAGAUGAUUAUAAGUUCUAUAUUUAAAAAUUAAAUAGAAUUUUUAAUUAUACGGUUAACUUAGUUUUUUUAACAACAAACAUCUAUUCAAUUAGUCAAACUUGAAGUGGACUGGGUAAUCAGAACGAAAUAGAAUAAUCAAUGACACAAAACUCUCUAUGGAAAAACCUUGCAGUGCUAACUAAAUAAUCAGAAAUUCUAUUUUUCCUCUUUAAGUCCGGAAAGCAUAUCUGAAGAGUAUUUACCUCCUCCAAUUCUGUUGCGAAACUUGGCAUGCAUGAUGAUACUUUAAAAUUUCAAUCAAAUCCUUACAAUUUGUUCCAAAUAUUUGAUAUGUCGAACAUUGAAUCAUGCUCUUCAUAGCCCAUUGAAAUUCUUUUACUUCUGUAUGCAAAACAACUUCAUGCCUUCUUAAGUUACACGUCCCCAAAAGUUGAAUCUUCCUCGAACUGUCUAUCCAAACCCAUUCACAUCUACUGAACUGAGCUGUAGAGGUCCGUGAGCCUUUUAACUUAAUUUGACAUAUAAUUUUAGCCUUUUAGAUAGAAGAUAUCAUGCCAAUUUGAUUAUUUACUUUAAAACAUAUUUAAUUACAACAAUUCAGUAAAAUUGAACUAACUAUUUUUCUUGGUUCUAAUUAUGCCAAAAUGUGAGUAAUUUUGUUAUUUUCAUUUUGUUUGGUUAUUCAUCUUACAUUUGUAAGUUUCUUUAUAAAUUUUUAUAUAAUUUGUAUAAUUUGUCUAAAACUAACAUUAGAAAAAGAAGAAACUAAAAACAGAAAUCAUUUCUCCUAAUCUUUAAAAUUAAAUAAUUAGUAAUUUUUAUUUUGAAAAGAAAAUUAUAAAUGUUUGUAAUCCGCAAAUAUUUUGUAAAUAAAAAUCUCAUAAUUAUUAAAAGUAUAAAAUAAAUAAUAUAUUUUGUAUGUAUAAUUUAUUAUAUAUACAUACAUACAUAUAUAUCAAACAAUAUUUUAAAGGUAAUUACUUGUUGAACUAAUUUUAAUAAUCCAGUAUACAUGUAUUAUUGAAUUUUGAAAAAAAAACUAACGUAAGAAUUGUUCAUAAAAAACAUUCCAAAUAAAUUUAAACAUAUAUAUAUAUAUAUCCCAUAUUUUUAUUUUAAAAUAAAUAAAUAAAUAUCUAUAAAAAUAAAAUGAAAAUUUUGAUAAUAGGACUUAGAUAAUAAGUUUAAUUUAUUAAGGUUAUGAGCAUAAUUCACCAUCCAAGAAUUAACGUAAGUGUAACAUGUCGAAAAUUGACUUCUCAAAUAAUAUUAUAAAGAUAUGUUUUUUUAAGAGUUAUUCUACAAUUGUAUACAUAUUAAAAAUUAGCAGAGUAACUAUAUCUUAUAUUUAAUAUUCUAAAUAGAAUUUUCUUUCUAACUUUCAUAUUAAAUUAAUAAAACUAAAACAGGAUUUUCUUUGAACUACGAAUUAAAAUACAAAAUGAUACUUGUGAAGUAGAAUUCAAAAUUUAACAGCUCGUUUUGUGAAAUGGAUAGAGUAAUUACUUAAAAGGCGUAUUUACUUUUUCCACCCUUUUUUUUUUUACUUUUCCCACCUUCUUGGAUAAUAAUCCACAAGAAUAUAGAAAAAAGAUAUCAGGUAUAACUAGAAAAAUGUAAUUACUCGACUAUGAUAGUUGCGCGGAAUAACUUGAUUCAUAACAAUGCCUCUCUUUCUCCUUCCUCUGUUUUCAGGGCUAUUGAUAGGGAGAUAAGAAAUGUAAUCUCCUCUAGGAGAUCCACAAAGCAGUUUACCUCUCUAAUGGUGCUGUGGUUAGUUUAAAGCUUUUGCUGUCCUUUGCAUAGGAUGUUCUUGAUUCAUCUUGUUUUUUCCUUUCUUUUUGCCAAGAUGUAUCAAAACUUAAGGUUUUGUUCUUGUAAAAUCUUUCUUUCAUUUAUAUGAUAUUUACAAUUUAACCCAAAAAAAAUGAUAGUUGCACGGCUGCACUAAUCAUAAAAUAUUAUCACGCAACACACUGGCGUUUUGGCCAUUGAUGUUUUGAUCGCUACAGCUAUCAAAAUACUCCACAUAUUUGCUAUACCUUAACUGUAAAACAGUUUUGACUAAUAUUAAUGUGGAGUAUAUACUCUGAUGCAAAUAACAUAUAUAUAAAAUACGUAGGCCACAGCUUGCAAACGUAUCCAGUAACCGGUCCGGUAUGUAUAUAUGUUCAACAUAUAUCGGUUUUUAUUUUAUAGAUUAGUUUCUGUGCUCUUUUUAUUUAUUUGUAAAAUAGCUGACUUCUAUAGAAAAUGAUGUUUUUAUUUAUUUGUGAUAUAUGUAAGUACCUUUCAAAACAAUAGAACAAAGAAGGUGGACUUUAGUACGGAGAUACGUGAUACGUGAUACGUGAUACGUGAUAAGAUAACUUCUUAGAUGCUUUCCACAUUUCCAGUAAAGGAAGUGGUAAAGAACAGAAAAUUGUAACAUGUUUCCACGACAUCUUCUUAUAAGGAAAGUCAACUAGUUUUUCAGUAAUUGUUAGAAUAAAAAUCAAAUACGCUUUGUGGAAAAAAACACAAUCAGAAUACCUUUUACAAUGUAAUUGAAAAUACCAAAAUAAAAUACUAAACUUGCCGGUAAUUACAAAAGACACGUAGCAUUAUGGAAUCUUCUGCUACCAUUGUCGUCUAGAUAUCAAGGAUUUUUAAUAAAACUAAACAAUUUAAAAUAACUAAAAUUCAGAUGUAUCUUUGUUUGUAUAUGUAAAUGUAUAAGUUGCAUUCAGAAUUUUUUUUAAAAAUAUCUUAAGUUAGCUACUACUUUUAAAAUACACUCAAUCAAAAAUACUCUAAAUUUAUCUUUAGGGUUUAGUGAUUAUUGUUUAGGAUUUAGGAUUUAGUAUUUAAAGGAUGAAAUGAGUUUCUCAACUUCUAUAAAUAUUUUCUAUAAAUAUUCAAUAAAUUAUUCUUAAACAUUAUGAAUGAUUUAGGAGAAUUAGUUUGAUAUUUUUAUCACAUAUUUAAAGUAUUUAUGAAAAUAUUACUAUAAUUUAAGGGUAAAUUUUAAAUCAUUUAUAUUUUAUUAUAAAGGAAAUAGUUUUGGAAAAUUUUACAUUUUUGGAAACAGUAAACUGAGAAGAUGAUUUCUCAUAUUUUGAUUGAUGAUUUUAAAUCUACCUAGAUAUGGCUUAUAGUUUCAAUUUUUAUAGUACAGAUUUACCUUAUUUUGUAUAAAUAUAUAUUUUAUUAUAUAUAUAUAUAUAUAUUGGAAGUUUUGACAUUUUGAAAAUAAUGAUUGGGUUUAUUAUGAUUGAUAGUUUUAAAUCCUAUGUGUAGAUCCUCGAUGGAUUAUCGCCUCAAUUUUUAUAUUAUAGUGUAUUUGUGAUUUUAAAUAAAAAUCAUUCUUUGUUAAAAUAUAGUUAUUAAUUUUAUGUUAAUUUUCAAAAAUAGUAUGUAUCUUAAUUUUAUUCCUUUCUGAUGUUUUACUUUGUUAGUUUGCCUUAUUUUGUAUAAUACUUAUUUUAUUUUUCGAAAAAUAUUUUGUAAGUUUUGACACUUUGAAAACAACAAUUAGUGGUUUAAGUCCUAUUAUUUAUAUAGCCUCAAUUUUCAUAUAGUAUAAACUAGUUUUCUAUAUUUUCGCUACGCGCGAAUCAGUUUUUAUCAUUUAGUUUAUGUUUCUAAUAACUUUAAAAUUCUCAAAUAUUAAAUUAAUUUUAUAUUUAAAUGUAUUUAAAAUAUAAUUUUAUUUUUCUAUUUAUGUAACUGUUUGUUGACAAUAAGUCUCCCAAAUAAAAUGGAUUAUCUUACUAGUUUUGUUUUAAAUAAAACAUUUGUAAAUGUCUUUAAAGUCAAAGAAAUAACUGGCUCGGUAAAAAGAAAAGAAGUGAAACCAGUCAAUUUUUCAAUAUUUUUUGAAAAAAGUAUAACAUAUAAUAAAUUUAGAUUAUUAUUUAUGGCCUGUACAACUAAUUUAGAAAUAAAAAUAAAAUUUAUAUUAAAUUUCACAUUAAUUUCUUUUUAUUCUUAUUUGUUUAGCAAUAUUGUUAUCAAACACAUACACACACAUAUAUAUAUAUAUAUAUAUAUACAUCAUACAUUCUAAUUUAAUAUAUACAAUAUUUCCAUGGUUUAACAUACUUUGAAAUAUAAGUUUAUUAAUCUCUUUGACUUUCUUUCCAGAAAAUUGACAUGUAUAUAAAGUCAAUUCUUUUUAGAAAAAAUGAUUGUUACCUAUAUGAACUAUACAUCACUUCGUGGUUACAAAUCUAGACAAAUAUAAUGUAUCAAAAACUAAAUAAAUUAUAUGAUUCACAUGAAAACAUCUAUGAACUAGUAUGUACCAUGUUACUAACACCAUAAACAUCACUCCGAUAUAUACAAUCUGUGUUGAAGUUAAAAACUAUCGACAUAUUAUGAGAAGUUCGUCAACCAAACUCUUACAAACAAACUAUAAUAUAUGUGCAAAAGAUUCCAAAAUAAUACAUAAAUCAACCAUUGAAAUAUAAUUUUACAUAACUUAAACAUCUGGAAAUAUGUCAAAACAUUAUUAGAAUUUAUUGUAUUCCAUAUUAUCCUAUGUCUGUUUACAUUAUUUGAUAAUAAUUUCUUUUUUCCUUUCAAAAUAUUGUUUUGGAAAUAUUGAUACUUUUAAAGUCAUUGUAGAUUUUUAAUACUAUGUAGCUUUAAUUUUAAAAUAAAUGUGUAUAUUUUUUUAUAGAUUUAAUUUCAAAAUUUUAAAUCUUUUAUGAAAAUUAUUAUUUACUUUGAUGUUAAAUUUCCGUAUUAAUAUAUAUAUAUAUAUCAAAAUAAUUCUCUUCUAAUGGGGAAGGGGGGGGGGGGGGGGGGGUGGUUACUUUAAUUUAGUUUAAAUGGAAUCCUAUUUUAUUUUCAAACUAAUUAUUUUCCUAAAAAAAUUGACAUUUUAGAAAACUAUAUAAAAAAAUUAUAAUGAUUUGAUAGGUUUUGAAUGGUAGUUAUCGGUGGCAGACGUAGUAAGCGACUUACGGGGGUAAGUGCCCCAUCUAAUUCUUCAUUUUUUUUAUGGUUAAUCAAUGAAAGUGGCCCCUAAUUAAUUAUAAAACAUAGUGAAAAAUGUUGUGUGUCCCCGGUUAAAUCUAGUUCUAAAUUAGCCCUAUCGUAGUUUUAAAUCUUAUGUGAAAAUUUUAAAUGGUUUAUUUAACUAAAUUAUUAGAUAUAUGCCUUUAUACUCUUCAAUAUAUAUAUAUAUAUAUAUAUAUAUAUAUAUAUAUAUAUAUAUAUAUAUAUAUAUUAAUUUUAUGCUAAUUUUCAACAAUUUAGUAUCUAUAUCAAACAUAUUAAUUUUAAUGAUUAAUUUUUAUUAAUUUAUUUUAUUUUUUAUUAUUUUCAUCUAAAUUAAAUAAAUUUGUUCUAGAAAAUUUUAUAUUUUUAAAAGCAUUAAGGUAAAUUAACAACUUAUAUCUGUUUUAAUUGAUAAUUUAAAUUAUGUUGAGCACUCUUUAAAAUUUAUAGCCCCAACAUAUAUUUUAACGCCAUAACAACUGAUCCUUAUUGAGUAUGAUUUUGUGGCGAGUAAUAACAAUUAAUAAAUUUAGAUGUCACUUCUCUUUAAAGAUAUCAACAUAUGAAAUAUUUUCAUAGGUUAAAUAAUUUUAUCCUCAAUUAGUAAAAUCGAUGUGAAUAUAAAUCUUAAUAUUUAUUUCUAAUAAGCAUUCACAUGUUAUUAUAAUAUUAUAUUAAUAUUCAUGUUUUAUAGAAAAAAUAAUAGUCCAUCUCGUCCACACAUGGAUAUAUUUUAGUUAUUCUUCGUUAUUAUUUAUUUUUGAGAUUAAUUUUCUAAUCAUAUUAUAAAAUUUAGAAAAUUAUUUAUAUUCACACCCAAUAUAUUAUAUAUUUUAAAGGUUUUUUAUACAUUAAGUGACUUUUUAUUAUAUGUUUUUAAUAAUUUAACUAUUUUGCAUUAAUUUACCAUUUUAUUUUGGUAUAAAAUGUAUUUUGGAUCUAUUAUACAUUAGAAGACGUAAUUUAUUUUGUUAGUAUCACUAUUUUUGAUUUUCUAUUUACCAUAACAGUUACCAUGUGUUAAGUAAUUUAUCAAAUGUUAAUACUAAUUUUUGUUUUAUUUUAAAAGAUACUUUCUGUAAAUAUUUAAUUUUGAUAAUAAAUUAAGAUAAACAGUCAUGUUUUGAUUAGUUAUUUUAAAUUUUAUGUGAACACUCUCAAUAAUCCACACUACAUGCAAACUCAUCAAUCAAAAUGUAAAUAAUUUUGGUAAGGAUUAAACAAUCAUUUUAAUCUUAAAUAUUUGCAUAAAACAAUCAUGUAUUCCAUCAAGAUAUUUCACAACUUGUCUCACUAACUAUAUAUUAAACAAUAUUCUUACUGUAUAAAACAUUACGUUUCUCCCUCUUCGUUUACCCAAUCUGGUUUGUUGAUCAAUGUUUAAAUCUGUUUUGUUGAUUUAUCAAAUUUUCUUUCAUCAGUCCAAAAAUAUUGCCAUAUUUAUUUACACAACAUGAUCCUAAGAGAUUCAGGAUCACCGUAAACCAUUGAAGAAUCAUAAUUUAUCGGUGGGAUAUCUCUGCCAUUAUAUCUGCUUAUGCUUUAGGGUAAAUACAACUUAAGUUUUUCAAUGUUUGUGUAACUGUUACCAGGGCCGGCUUAUUAGGGAGACAAGCGGUGCGACUGCCCCGGGUCCAAGUCUGUGUCCCCGUAAACCGUAUAAUAAUACUUAAGCGGUCCAAUUUUUUAUAAAUUUAAAAUUUUAUAUAUAUAAAAAAUUAUAAAUAUAAUAAAUAAAACUGAAAAGGCCCAAAAUUAUUUGUAUUUAAUUACUAAAUCAUCUGAAUUGCAUAAAAAUGUGAACCACAGUAUUAAAUUGUAAUCUAAAAAGUAUGAUCAAUCUAUCUAAGGAAAAUAGCAUUAUUAAAUAUCAAAUGUGAAUUUAACAUUUAAAAAACUUUAACUAAGAAAAGAGUGAAUAGCAUAAUUUUUUUUUAAUUAACCUAUGGGAUCCCGAAUCUAUGAAAAUAUACAUAUUAAUUCUCAAGUAAAGGUGCAGUCCACAUAUUAAUCAUUUUUCUGAUAUACGAAAAGCAAUAAAUAUGUAUCCGUAUGCCCAUACGAUAUAGUGUACUGAGGUGCCUUUAAACCAAGUUACUUAACAAUCCAAAGCUCGUCAACGUUAAAUAAUAGAAAGUUGUGUGUUUAUGGUAUACUAAAUUGAUAUGGCGAUAUCAAAAUACAAAAGCUUUUCGUAAUGAAAAUUUUCCUUUUUCUUCAAAUGAAAUUUUGGAAAUGCAGUAAUUAAUUUAGUGGUUUCUAUUUUAUUUAUUAUUAACUUAGCUUCUCCUGUUUUAUUUUGAAAAGCAAUUUUUUGAAAAUACUGACAGUUUUAAACAUAAUAAUUUUAAAUAACUGUUUGUUAUAUUUUGAUUGGUGGUUUAAAAAUCAUAAAAAUUCUCAAUGGUUUAUAAUUUCAAUUUUUAUAAAGUAUAGACUGGUUGUAUCAAAUACAUAAUUAGUCCAUGGUUAUGGAUCAGAAAGAGUUGUCACUGAUAAAAUAGACUAAUAGGAGAUUUCAAAAGAAAUAGAGACUAUGUGCAGAGCAUAACAUAUGGAAAGAAGAAAGAGAAAUUAAAAAAGUGAUUAACCCCUUUUUCAAAAAAAAAAUAAGAAAGUGAUGAAGAUUAAAAUAAACUAAAAUAAAUUUUGGAUAUACCCUUAAGAUGCAAGAGACUAAGCUUCUCCGAUCUCCUCUAUAAAUUCCCGACGUCUGUAAAACCACAACCACAACCACUUUUCCCUACCUCUCUCUAUCAAAUACUUUUUUCUCCUUUUGCCUCGUCCUUCUCCUUCGCCAACGUUAACACAACGUAACGGUAAGAUUAAUUACAAGUUAAUUGUAUCUUCAUUUAGAAAAAAAGUGUAUUGUAUCUUCAUCCAAAUUUCGCACACACUUAAAAGUAUUUUAUUAUGUAUAUUUUAAUAGUCUUACAUUAC
Brassica rapa (field mustard) is the source of this 12090-nucleotide messenger RNA. Its product is annotated as probable inorganic phosphate transporter 1-3. NCBI's taxonomy places the organism in Eukaryota, Viridiplantae, Streptophyta, Magnoliopsida, Brassicales, Brassicaceae. Gene Ontology annotation, biological process: phosphate ion transport; transmembrane transport. Gene Ontology annotation, molecular function: phosphate transmembrane transporter activity. The record is from RefSeq and is a predicted model, not a curated record. Gene Ontology annotation, cellular component: membrane.